Molecule: messenger RNA, 5295 nt
Organism: Apis mellifera (honey bee)
Lineage: Eukaryota; Metazoa; Arthropoda; Insecta; Hymenoptera; Apidae
Product: ubiquitin-conjugating enzyme E2 Q2
Exons: 6
Coding region: 153-1301 (382 amino acids)
Biological process (GO): protein polyubiquitination
Cellular component (GO): nucleus
Molecular function (GO): ubiquitin conjugating enzyme activity
Source: RefSeq, a predicted model, not a curated record
GAAAUUACACGAGAUUGGCCGAAGUAGUCAGUUGCGGUCGCCAUUUUGUCGGGUAGUCAUCGGGUACGUCGUGUUUCUUUCGGGUUGCUGUACUUUUUGAAACAAGCAUCGCCGAAAAAUUUGGGGUCCAGCACUUUCGUUUGCUCCCCCAAAUGGCUUGUUUGAACACUCUUAAGCAGGAGAUUAAAACUCUUGAGUCCGUCUUCCCUAAGAGCCAUGAGAGAUUUCAGAUAAUGUCUGCGAGUGUGGACGAACUCAGCUGCAGAUUCGUCGGUAAAAAUGGGAAGAAAUACGAAAUACACGCCAAUAUUACAGAAACCUAUCCUUCUACACCACCAGUAUGGUUUGCAGAAUCAGAAGAAACAAGUGUUACAAAUGCGGUACAAAUUUUAAGUACUACUACAGGCCGUGACAACCAUGUUAUUAACCAAGUUGGGAUUCUCUUGAAAGAAUUAUGUAGACUUCAUUCAUUACCUGAACCACCUGAUGUUGAACGGUUAAGGACAGCUUUGGAUCCAUUACGUUUAGGAGGAUCAAAUGAAGCUACAGCACAAAGAAUGGAAGCUGAAGAUGCUGAAGAUAUUGAAGAUGAUGAAGAAAGUGAUGCAGAAGAAGAUCUUCAUUUAGAUAUGGAUGAAGGAGAUGCCAAUGCAAAGAGUAAGGGUGAAGAAAUAGAAUUGGAACAUCUUGCAACAUUAGAAAGGUUGAGACAAAAUCAAAGACAAGAUUACUUAAAAGGAUCUGUUUGUGGCAGUGUGCAAGCUACAGAUAGACUUAUGAAAGAAUUGCGUGAUAUUUAUCGAAGUGACAGUUUCAAAAAAGGAAUGUACAGCAUAGAAUUAGUAAAUGACAGUUUGUAUGAAUGGAAUGUCAGGCUGAUGUGUGUUGAUCCUGAUUCACCUUUACACAGCGAUCUCAUACUUCUAAAAGAAAAGGAAGGCAAAGACAGUAUUCUUCUUAACAUGCUUUUUAAGGAAACUUAUCCAUUCGAACCUCCCUUUGUUAGAGUUGUGCAUCCCAUGAUCUCUGGUGGUUACGUCCUUAUAGGAGGCGCUAUUUGCAUGGAACUUCUAACAAAACAAGGUUGGAGUUCAGCCUACACAGUAGAAGCAGUCAUCAUGCAAAUUUCCGCAACCUUAGUGAAGGGAAAAGCACGCAUACAAUUUCAAGGACCGGGUAGUGCUAGCAAAGUGUGUGGGCAAGGUCAAUAUAGUCUAGCACGUGCACAACAGUCAUUCAAGUCUCUUGUACAAAUACACGAAAAAAAUGGUUGGUUUACCCCUCCAAAAGAGGAUGGCUAAUGAACAUGAAUCACGGAGAAAGAAAAGUUUGUCGCGUGCUUACAGCUGAGACUUUAAUUCGGUGUGUGCCCAACAAAUAAUUGUUACGAUAAUGAUUUGAUACACAAAACACAACAUUAACUAGGUAACUUAAGAUACUGAAUUAAUCUAACGCGUAAUUCCUUUGAUGGCUGAAAAGGCUGCCGCGCAAACAGUGAAGUGUUUGAUUCUGUAUGCAUAGAUUUUUCAGUAAUUAGUGAUUAGAUCGCCAAUCGCAUUUGUGAGAUAUAAUCAUUUUUAUCUGGAAUUGAUUCUUACGUUCGGAAUUACUAAGAAUCUUAAUUAUUCCAAAUAAUAUUAAUCUUAGUUCUUUUUUGUGAGUACACAUGUUGUACGUACGUACGAAACAGUGUAAACAUUCUGUGAAAUGCGUUUGCGCAAUCCGUGCUUCCUUCCUUUCAAUAGAAGGAACAGGAUGGUUAGCAACUUAGAUAGUUAUAUUGACAAUUUUUCUAAGUGUUUUUUUUUUAUCAUUGUGAGCUUUCCUUUGUUCCAUUCUAUCUAAUUGUAUUUUAAUUCUUUUAUUCAUUGUGCAAUUCAUAAGUAAGUUGUUUGGAUAUAUUUGUUAAAAGUAAACAGUAAACGAAUCUAAUGUAAGAAUAGCGAUGUUUCUGGGGGUAAAGCGAGUUUUGCUGUUACCUUUUGUAUUUAUUCGAUACUUCAUUUAUUAAUAAAUAUGAUUCAAUGUGAACGAGCACACAACUAAAUCAUCACAUUUUGAAAUAUAAUCUGAAAUAAAAUAUAAUUUGGAAAAUAUUAAUAUCACAUAUAUUACUUUAAAAGAUAUACCAUUAGUUAUAAUUUUUUCUUAAAAAUUUCAUGUAUUACAAAAGCUAAUAAAAUAACAAUUCAUUAAUGAUUUAAUUUUUCAGAAUUAUAAAAUUACAAAUUUUUUUUUGUAUUGAAGAAAAUAUAUAAUAUAUUUUUUUCUUAUUAGAUAUUAAAACAAUAGAUGUACAUAUUUCAAUGCUUUUCGUUGCUCUAUAUAUUUCUUAAUUAUUCAUACUUAAUUUUUAAUUAGAUAUUAUUAAUUUCAUUCGAAAAGAAGAUUUUUACAAUUUAUUUUAAUUUUCAAUCAUUCUUAUAAAUAAAGAAACAUAGCAAUACUAGUUAAUAUGUAUUUCCUUAAUAUAACUAACUAAAAUAAGAAUUGUAUAGAUGUAUAUACACAUUUCAUAUAUCGAUUCUUUUUUUGAAAAUAAUGCUCUUUAAAAAAUUUUUCUUUUUUUUCUUAAAUUGGAGAAUAUAUAAAUGCACAAAAUAAGAAUUAAGAUUUGGUUGUGUGUCUCGUUUAAUGUCUCACUUUUGUUAUAUCAUUUACAAAGCGGUUGAUGUGCUUGAGAUUGAUAUGAAAGUUUGGUCUGUAUGUUGGGCGUACGCUCAAGCGAACUUUUAGUGGUAUUCUAUAUACAUAUAUAUAUAUAUACAUAAAUAUAUAUCGUGACAUUUAUUUGCAAUCGAAGCUCUAUUUGCAUGACGUAUUGAACGUAAAAUUGCGCGAACGUGAAAUCGUUAAAAAUUUCUUUGUGCCACAGUAGAGUUUACACUGGCCAGUUUAAAGAGAUGAGACGUAACAAGCGAACACGCGUACAUUAAAGGCACCAUUAGGAUCGCGAAAACGAAUUACCGCUUUUUAAGAAAAAAAAAAAAAAAAUUAUAUACACAUGUAUUAUUGUGCACAUGUAUUUGAAAUUUAUGAGACUAUGCUAUCCUCGUGCGUCUUUCUUCGUGAAAACAUUUUCUUCUAACUGAACAAGUAUCGUUCCCUUGUCUAUAAAAGAAACAGACAAUUAUGGACUUCCGGUUCUUUUUCACAAUGACUUCAUCCCUAGUUAUGAUAGUAGUCAUAAAUUAUCGUCGCUGUAUGGCAAAAUCGAUGGCCAAAUUAUUGCGUAUAUGUUUAUUAACAAGCGAAUUUCUACAUUUUUAAAAUGAUUGCUUUCAUAUCCUCGAGAUAUCUUAAUUCCACUCCCAGAACGUCUAUGCAACAUGUUUCGUACAUACAUACAUACAUAUAUACAAACAUCAUACAACAUACAUAUAAACAUACAUACAUACAAACAUAAAUACAUACAUACAUACAAACAUACGUACAUACAUACAUACAUAUAUACAUACAUACAUAUGGAUAUACAUAUACGUACCUACAUAUGUGCGCGCGCGCGCAAACACGCAAACACAAUUACAAUUCAAACGAAAAUACGUGCACAUAUAAAAUACAUUUCAUAUUAUAUAAACACACACUGAUAUGUAUGCAUAUUAUGCAUUCAUAACACAUGCUCCCGAUUCGUGUAUAUAAAUAUACAUAUUCCGUUCCUUGUGUUUCAUCUUCGUACGUUGUAUAUAUGCAAAUUUUUAUCAAUCAGUCGGCAAAACACGUUUGAACGGCGGAACACUCGUUCGACCACUGCGCUGUUGUGUCUCGGAAAAGUUGGGAAAGUUUGAAAAUUCGAAGAACUUGAAUCGUGUAUGAAUUUCAAUGAAGAAGAAUAUGCUUUAGCUCGUAAUCGUAUAUUUAAUAUUAUAAGUAUAUUUCUUGACUUGACACACCGAAUGGGAAAUAUCUCAGUAUAUCUCUGUGAGGUUGUUCAGGUAACAACAGUACGAAGAUGAAGCGGUACAUAUGUUAUUGGCAAUAACGCAUGUACGAUGCAUCCGUAAAUAUAAUUAUUAAUAAUGGAAUAAUCGAGCGGAGUAGCAUGGGUCAAUAGUUUCUUUUUUCGUGGUGUAAUUAAAGGAAAAAGGAAAAAAAGAAAAAUUGUUUGUCAAAUUCGUGCGAGCAGUUUCGUAAUAAAAUUUAGAUUCUUAAGUAUAGGUGUACAAUCAAUGAGCUCAUUGUCAGUGGAUAUCAAUGAUUUGUACAGCCGCGCCUGACUGACAUUGAGUGAUGGUUGUUUUGACGACGUUAACCGUUAUGUUCUUUGUCGAAAAAAACAUAAAAAAAGAAAAAUAAUUUCAUUUCUCUCGCGUUUGUUAAGUUUUCUUUCCUUUUAAGAAUUUGCGAAGCGUAUAUUGUAAGCAGCCACGUGGCCUGUAUAUUUUUGCUACAAAUAUCGUUAGUAGUACCGUUUUUAAAAAUUAAACGUUCUUACGUUUUUUUUCUUAUUAUUAUUAUUAUUAUAACAACGAUUAUUAUUAUCUCUUCUUUUUAAUUCAUUCGACGUUCUAAAAAAUUUAAAAAGAAGAAAAAAAAAAGUGCUAAUGAAAUAUUGACAUAAUAAGAUCAAUCGAAAGCGGAUUAUAUUUAAUGGUUUAUAUCAAAUCGAUGCUAAUUUUUCAUAGCUGUUAUAAAUAAUAAAACGAAGAAGACCUUCAUAGAUGCAAAAGUAAUGGGAAUUUUUGUAAAAAAAAAAAAAAAAAAGAAAAAAAAAGAAGAAGAAGCACUGGUAUAGAACAAGUAUUUUUUAUCCAAUUAAUAUUAAUAUUAAAUAAAGUAUAUGCAUAUUCAAUAAAACUUCUGCGAAUUUUCAAAUCAAAGUUUUAAUUUCUUUAUUUUAUGUUUUGUAAAAAAUAUUCGAAACGAUAAUUUACAAAAUUAUAAAAUAUGGAUGAUAAUUGAUAUAACGAGAUAACGAGAAUUUUAUAAAAGGUAAAAAAAAAAAAAAAUAUACAUACUUUUUUUGAGUUUGGAUUUUUGUUAUUUGACAAAAUUCUCCUCACUCUUGCAUCGAUAUUAUAAUAUGAUUUUUUCAAAAAGGAAAUAUAUUGUUUUUCUUUGAUUGAAGAUGAAUGUCCUUUUGGUAAAUACUUAUGCAAAAGAAGAAAAACGAGUAUCCAAAAGUUCGAAACGAAAAACGGUGUAAAAAAAAAAAGAAAAAAAGUUUAAUGUUUAUCGAAUCAAUUAAAAUAAGAAAUUUUCUUUUUUAGGUAACGAGUGUAAUUUUUGUAAUUUGCGAUAUGCUUAAAUGGAUUUUUAACUUUUCACAAUGAUUUUACAAUGAACUCUCGAUUCGAA